Molecule: messenger RNA, 1770 nt
Organism: Baudoinia panamericana UAMH 10762
Lineage: Eukaryota; Fungi; Ascomycota; Dothideomycetes; Mycosphaerellales; Teratosphaeriaceae
Exons: 9
Coding region: 1-1770 (589 amino acids)
Biological process (GO): transmembrane transport
Molecular function (GO): transmembrane transporter activity
Source: RefSeq, a predicted model, not a curated record
AUGGGGUCCUAUGCACCGCUUCCCCCCAUCAAAGCUCCCACUACUCUCUCGUCACUUCAACCUCUGCUAGAUGCUGUGUUGUCCUCACCACCACCAUGUCGUUCUUCAAGCGAACGAAGAGUGGGAUCAGAGAAGGCUCGUGACAACGAUGCCGGCGAAGCAAGUGCCAACAUUGAGCUAGACGAGGAGUCUGAAGACGAUUCCGCCUAUGUAAGCGGCGUGAAGCUUGCCUUCCUGACCCUUGGGCUGUGCCUCGCUACGUUUGUCAUUACGCUCGAUAAUACUAUCAUCGCAACAGCAAGCCCACGGAUCACUACAACAUUUGACUCCCUCAAAGAUGUGGGCUGGUACAGCUCCAGCUACCUUCUGACGACCACCGCUUUGCAGCCCUCCUUUGGCAAGGUGAACGCUUACUUCUCCGUCAAAUGGGUAUGGCUGAGUGCGUUGAUCGUCUUCGAAGUCGGCUCGAUACUCUGCGCCACUGCCAUAAGCUCGAAGAUGUUCAUCGUGGGUCGCGCGGUCGCUGGGGUUGGCGCCGUGGCCAUCUUCAGCGGCGGCAUGACUAUACUGGCCUACGCCAUUUCACUGAAAUCCAGGCCCAUGUAUCUUGGCAUCGUGUCAUCGAUGUUCGGAAUAGCUUCAGUCGUCGGACCCAUUCUUGGAGGCGCAUUCACAGACAGUCAUCUGACCUGGCGUUGGUGUUUCUGGAUAAACGUACCAUUCGGCGGGGCAGCAGCCUUGACGGUCCUCUCCUUCUUCUCCGAGCCACUGCUGCAGUACAAGAGUAUGGCGCUGAAAGACAAGCUAAAGCAGAUCGACUUCGUCGGAGCCGUCCUGCUGAUUGCUGCGAUUGGCGGCGUCCAGUAUCCAUGGCACGACAGCAGAGUCUGGGACUGCCUCCUUGGAUUUGGCCUUCUGAUCACCGUGUUCUGCAUCACCCAAGCUUUCCUUGGGGACCGCGCGACAAUGCCACCUAGAAUUCACCUGCGCCAGCGCACUGUCGGUGCUUGUGCACUAUUCUCCGCAUUUCUGGCGAUGGCUUUGUAUACACACCUAUACUAUCUGCCUUUCUACUUCCAGGCCGUAAAAGGGGUGUCCGCCAAAGUAAGCGGGAUACACAUGAUCCCGUACCUGGUCAGCAUGACGGUAGCAUCCAUCGCCGCAGGCGGCAUCACCACUACGGUGGGAUACUACAAUCCUCCAAUGUGGUUCGGAAUCAGCUUGUUCGCAGUUGGCGCCGGACUGCUUUACACUCUCAAGGUGAGCACGUCAGAAAGCCACUGGAUUGGCUAUGAGAUUGUGGCGGGCUUCGGCAUGGGCUCAUCCGCUAAGAUACCAUUCACUGCCACGAAAGUUGUGCUUUCGAAGCGGGAUAUGCCGAUUGGCAACGCCGUGGUAAGCACAGCUAAGAGUAAAGGCUACCCGCGAGUAACAGAGACAGAGCUGACGCCCGUCCCAACAAUGCACAGGCCAUAUUCUUUAACACGCUUGGCGGCGCUCUCGGUGUCAAUUGCUGAGAAUGUUUUCACCAAUACAUUGGUUAAGCAAGUGGCUCGGGAUGCACCCAGUGUCAACCCUCAGUCUAUCGUCUAUGCCGGCGCCACGCAGCUCCGCUCCAUCAUAUCAGCACAGCAACUACCAGCGGUGUUGGUGGCUUAUGACAAGGCUGUGACAGCGGCGGUUAUUCUGCCGAUUGCAUGCGCUGUGCUUGCAUUCUUGUCAAGCUUGCUUAUGGAGUGGAAGAGCGUCAAAGGGAUGAAGUUAAUGUGA